GUGGCACUCAGCGAGGCGGCCAUGACGAAGUGGUCGGACACUGUGUGUGAGGCUGAGAGAAAGUUGUGUCUGUUUUUCUGUGGUUUGGCUUUUAAUAACUGCUGACUGAAGAAUAAAGGUUUGCUCGAAAGAGAGAGAGAGAGAGCGAGAAGACAGUUUGAAUAAGAAUUUGUAUCCCAUUGUGAUGUAGACUCGGGAAUAUGACAGAGAACAAAGAUUCAGAGGGAGAGAUACUUCCUCUGAAAAAUGAUGAGACCAGAAGCCAAGACACCAAUGAAGUUUCUAACAGGCACAAAGAAACCAAAAUCAAGAAAUUUACAAAAUUUGGACAACUUUCCCGUUGGAGAACUGCUGCCUUCUUCAUAGUUUUAUUUUUAUGUCUGAUUGUGGUGUUUGCAUUUUCCUUCAUAAUUCCUUGUCCAGUGAGGCCUGUGUCACAAAGGGCCUGGAACAGAACAUUUGAAAAUGCAGUGAGUUAUCCUUUUUUCACGCUGUGGGAUAUGAACAGAGACAAAGUUAGUGAUGUGAUAUUCGCAUGGAAAUCCUCCAAUAACACUAUAAUUAAUGGAUCGUGCGCAGCUGAGGGCCUCCCAUUUCCCUGUGCCUACGUUACUGCGCUGUCAGGAACAAAUGGCAGUCUGCUGUGGCAGCGAGCUUUAGCAGAGGAUGUUCAGCAUGUGCAAUGUGGAAUUGAAAAUCUCAGUGAUGCAAAGUCUUCAGGAUGCCUUAUCAUUGGAACCCCUUACCUCCUUAGUGCAAUCAGUUCUUCAGGAGAUACAUUGUGGAUGCUCAAUGCUAGUUUUGUUGUUAAUCUUUCUGUGAUUGGACCUGCACUGAUACUUCCGGAUCUAGAUGGUGAUGGUGUUGGAGACUUUUUGAUCUUUUUUAUACCAAAUCAGGUUAGCUCUGUCAGCAAGUUAAUUUUGCGACUGUUGUCUGGAAAGAGUGGAGAUCCCAUUGGUCAAGAGGUGUACCACAAUGUUACUGAAAACUUUGGAUCUUUAAGUCCGCUGGUUCACAUCACCAACACCGGUGCCUAUUACAUUCUCUUUAUUGAAGGAACCGUGCAAGGAGUGGCACUGAAAGAUAUUUAUUUACAAGCAACUGGAAUGUCACUUACAGCAGACAAACUAAACACAGACGUUCUCAGAUCAGAUUCUGAGUGGGAGAAAAAGACUGAUCCAACAUCGAAAAUGAUUCAAGUCCAUAAUUCCAGAACAGCGAAAUAUCUUCAGGCAGUCCAUGUACAAGGAAAGAAUGCUGGAAGACUGUUAAUCAGUACAGAGGACAGGGUUGAGCUUUUGGAUGGACAAAACCUGCAGACACAGUGGCUCCAUAAUAUAUCUCAAAUGCAAGGAGCACCAGUGUCUGGUUACUUCAACGCUGAUGAUGUUUUUGAUUUCCUAAUUGAAGAUUUCAUUGAAAAGAACAGAAAGAAGGUUACUAUUGUUGAUGGUAAAAAUGGAAAGAUUCUAUGGGAAGAGGAUUUAAUAUGCAGCAAAAACUGCCCCAAACCAUCCUCUAUCAACACCGUAUCGCAAACAGCUUUCCUUUUCUGGGGUGAACUUCCAAUACAAGUCAAUGGCUCUGUGCCAGAAGAUUUAACUGAGAAUAGACAUUAUCUCUAUAUGGUUCAUCCAUCACAUCCAUACAUAAUUCUGGAGCUAAAAAACACUACUGAAAAUGUGCUCUCCUUUACCACAGCCUUAUUUGAACGUAGCAGACAUGCUUGCAAUGUACUGCUGUUAGGGCAGCCUGUAGGAAGCAGACAAGGACCAUUGACAGUUAUCAAACAAAAGCUCAAAGAAGCCAUCUCUUUAAGCACAGUCAGACGUCUGAACAAGGGGCACGAUGUCUUCAGUGAUGCUGAAAUUAAGGAAUACUUCUACAGAAUACGAUACAGCAACUAAUGGUAAAUAGAAAACAAAUCAAUGAAGGAACGCCCUGCUGUCUUUAUUGCUAGAUAUAUUUAUGUACAUGAACUUUUUGUUCUAUUUCUUGCUGGCAAAAAAAAAAUUGCCUGCAAAAUAGUUUGUACUUUUAAGAUCAUUCGUGAUGAAGCCUUUUGGUUUCAGAGUUUCAUCUGAUAUUUAGCUUUCAAAUGGCGAAAGUCAAAAUUAAAUCCUAGAACACGGUAGUAAUUUGUAAACAGUUAGGAUAACUGUAACAACAGUGCUCGCUGCCAUGUUUCAUUAGCCUAUUUUUUAAAAAUUAUUUUGAUGGGAUGUGCACAUUAUGACAAGGCCAUCCUUGAGUAUCCUUGACUUGAAUGGCUUGCUCAGGCAUUUAAAAAAGCAGUGAAGUACAUGACUAUUGCCCUGAUGUCACCAAAAGAAAGGCCAUUAGGUGGAUGCAGUGGUGUGGUGGUAAUGACACUUGACCAGUAAUCCCAGUUUAGUGUUCUGAGGACUUAGGUCCAAAUCCCUGUAGAUGGUGAAAUUUGGAUGCAGUGAAAAUCUGACAAAACAGCUAUCCUAGUAGUGGCCAUGUAACCAAUGUCGAUCGCUGUAAAAACCCAUGUGGCCCUUUAGGAGUGGAAAUCUGCAGCUAUUACGUACGUGUGACUCCAGAUCCAUUACAAUAUGGUUCAUUCUUAAUUUCCCUAGGGUCCAUUAGGCAUGGGCAAUAAAUGCUGGGCCUAGCCAGUGAUGCCCAUGUCCCAUGGAUGAAUAAAGAUUGUUUUUCUGGAAAUCAAUUAUUGCUAAAAAUGUUCAUGUAAUAAUUAGCAUAAAUUUAAGGAAUAAUGACCAUCUCUGACAAUAGUGCAACUUUCAGCUGACUAGUUUCUUUCUCAUACUCUUACAUCUGUUUAGAAAUAUAGGCACCACUUACGAUACUGGAAACUGAGUGCAGUCUUUUUAUUAGUACAUCAGCAAGACUGUGGACAUUUUUUGUCUGCACUAGGAUCAGUGAAUGAUAUUCCUCUAAUGAAGAAGGAAGCUUAAGUCAAUCUGAAAUGUAUCUGUGAUUGGAACAACAUUAAAGAAAGCCUGAGUACUGCCCUCCUAAGAAUUAAUAUGUUACUCAUUAAGGGACUGCCAAAUUACAUGUAUCCAUUCCAAUGCAUUCCCCAUCACUGUGUUGGACAGGCCCCUCGUCUGUGUCCAGCCUAUUUCCUGACUUUCUGCUCUCACCUCUUCCUCUCCUUCCUACACCAAUGUCAGGUUUCCCCUUGUCUUCAAUUCCAAUCACAUCAGCUGUUGAAUCAAAAAAAAUCAGCCUCUGUUAUUUUUGCUACCUCCAGGGGCACAAUGGUCCACAAUCAAGGCACUUGCCUUGCAGUCACAGGAAGUACAAAGCCUUUUUUUUACAUCUUCUCUCUAUCUAAUGCCCCAAACCCUCCUUCUGGGGGAAGUAGCAACUUACUUGUUUCUUUCAGUUCAGACAACUGUGUUUGCUCCUGCCACUGUAAACUGCAUUGUGAGAAGCAAUCUCAGACUGCACUGACCACUUUGCAGAGCACUCGAUCCAUAAACAUGAUCCUGAGCUUCCAUAAAUGAAUGCUUACCAUUUAAUUCACCACUUGUUCCAUCUGAAUUUGUCCUUGGCCUGCUGCAGUGGUCCAGUGGAACUUGGUAGAACCUCAAGGAACAGCGUCUCAUUUUUUGUUUAGGAAUUUCUGCACUCAGCAUUGAGUUCUGCAAUUUCAGACCAUGAACUUUAUUCUUCUGCCAUGUGUCAACGUGAAUUUUGUUUUAUGUUAUUGAUUUCAAACAGGGCAUUAUUCCGGCAAUUAAACUCACUUUGGACAAUUUCUUUUGUUAGAUUCACUAUCAUUCCCUGUGCCUUUUGCUGCACCGCAUCUUUGUCAUUUAAUCUCUGUCACCCUCUUCGUCAGUCCUUCCCUUUUGAUCUUCUGUCUCCUUCCCUCCUUUCAAUGGCCCAAAACCCAUCACGAUUCUACCUGCUGUCAGUUCUGAAGAAUGCUGCUAUUCAACUUAAAGCAUUAACUCUAUUUCUCUAUCUUGUGUUUGCUUCUCACAACGCAGUUGUGAGAUGCUGCUGGACCUGCCAAAUAUUUCCAGCAUUUACUGAUCUUAUUUAUAAUUUCUAGUGUUUCUUUGUUUCUUGUUUGAUCUCUAUAUUUGAAUUAUACCAAGCAUAAUGGAUUAAACAAAUAAAUAUGUUGGCAUUAUUUUUUGGUAGCUAAUACAAAGAUGGAUUAGGUUAGCUAUACUUUGUUCACUGCUUCCAUAUAUUCCCACUGCUAGACUGCUCAAAAAAUGAAUUAAUUGAGUGUAAAUUAGCAGGCUAGAGGGGGAAGCAAAAAUGCAGGCAAGUGGAGGUCCCAUUGAGUUGAGCUUAAUUCUGUUUCUUGCAUGACAAGUGGCAGAAUUCAGCUGUGGACCAUAGGAGACACUACCUGAUGUUAAGAAAAUAUUGGGAGUUGGGAAAGGGAGGUGAGAAUUAGACCAACAGUCUGCAGGAGAAAGGAAGAGAUUGUGGGUCAAACAAUGAGGGAGAAGAGUCCUUAAAUUGAGACUUGUGGGUUACAGGUCAGUGGAGGCCAGCACAUGACAGCAGCAAGGGAAAAUCGUAAUUGAAAGGUUCUUUUGAGGCACUCUCUUGACUGCUUUGUAGUGUUCAAUAAAGGACUGAACUGUUGAGUCAGAUAUUUUGAUCUACAGUUAGCUGUAUUCUUUUUAACUCAAGCAACCUUGAUCAGCAAAAACUUUACUAAAUUAACCCAAUUUUGCAGUGGAACUCUGAUUUAAGUAAUAGAGUUCUCGACUCUCCAAGACCGCUCAGAACUGACAGCUGUAGAAGCAACAUAGGAUACAUAGGCAGCAGGUUGAAAUCACAACUUGCAAUUUCCCAAUUUUGAUACUGCCCUCUCUGAAGCUGGUAGCUGGUAUAUAAAGGAAUGCUUUUUAUUAAAUCUAACUUUUUCCUUUUGGCUGUUGUAACUGAAGCAUAACAAAGCCCUUGUGCUAACUAGAGAAUAUUUAAAUGUUCAUUACCACAUUACAAUUUGGUCUUGCAAUAUAGAAGUAUGAAUGUAAAAUGGAUGAAGCUUCAAAGUCUAGUUGUUUUUUGCAUUGGGAAGAGUAGACUCUGUAUGAAUACUUCAAAUAAAGGCCAUGUUUCAUGGAGCCAUACCAUAAUAUUUGCCACAUGCUAACUUUGACCCAUUAACCAGAAUCUUGCUCGAAAUAAUUUAGUAAAACAUGCUGUUAAACUAAAAUGUUACAAUUUUUCUUGUAUGGUAAAUAUUUAUGGUCAGUUUGAAUUAACUAAAACUGUACAAUGUGACUGAUUUUUAAAAAAAAUAAUAAAUUUAACCAACCUAAAUUUGAAAAAUACUUAAAAAUGCAAGUUGAUGUAAAUGCUCCAUACUUCCAAUUUUCUUUUGCAUUUUUUCCAAUGUGAGUAUUUUCUCACAAUAAACAAACAUUAAUUAUUUUCAGAGUUAAUCUUCUCAAGUACUCAUUAAUUUUGUUCAAAAGAAUAUAAUUGCUGUUUUUAGCUGGUUGAUGAGCACUGUGCGCCUUAUUCUGAAUCUAAUAAUGUACAUAGGGCACUGAUUAAAAUUAAACUUUCUACAACACAAAAUACAUUAGUUGAGUACUGUGUUAGUGGUAAAAUUCUUACAAAAAAUAGCUGAAGAAUUAAGUACAUUACCAUAUCUGACAAGUGUUCGAGCGAUGGAGAGGUAAAUUAGCUAAUAAGCUCCUUGGCUGAUUCCUGAGGUUUUUGUACCUUUUGGUUAUGGUAGUCUCAGCUUUGCAUUUGAGGUGUUAUUAUAGAAAAUAUUCUUAACAGCCUUCAGAGAUUUGGUCAGUGGUAUCAAACACAGUUCUAAGACAAUGGAAUGGUAAUCUGUAAUACAUAAGUGCAAUGUAUAUUGGACAAACUGGAUUAAAUAAGAAACUACUGAAGUAAUUUAAGUAACAAAUUGCUAAUUAGAUUAAAUAAAUUAAUUAUAGUGAAUAGAACUCACUGAAGUCUCAGAAGCAGUGGGCUGUAGGUUGUUGGCCUUGAUACAGUAGUUGUGCUUUUGGCUCUUAGCCUGAAAGUGGUAGGUUCAAGUACUGUUGCAGAGGUGAGAGCAUAUUCACUCAUGCUGUGAUACUUCAGUGUGGUGUCACAGGAAUCUGCACUGACAUUUCAGCUUUUUGGAUGACUGGUAAAUGCAAAACCCUGUCUGUUCUCUCAAGCUAUGGUUCAAUAUUCUAUAGCAGUCCUCAAAGAAGAGCUGGGGAUCUCUUUCCAGUAUGUUAAUUAAUAUAUAUCUUUCAACCAACAGAAAUCGAAAAUGCUGUGAAUACUCAGUAGGCCAGACAGCAUCUAUACAGAGGGAAGCUAAGUUAAUGUUUCAGGUUGAUAACCCUUCUUUGGAUUCUGAUUCAGGUGAAAGUUUGACAUAAAAUAUUAACUUAGUUUCUGUCUCCACAGAUGCCAAAACUGGUGACCAUAUUAGCAUUUGCUGCUUUUUAUUUCUGACCUCUGGCUUUUGCAGUGUUUUCGUUUGUACAGCUUAAGAUAGUCUGAUGAUAUGUUUAUGGGCUGUUUGGUAUUUGAGGGAAGUUGCUGCAUGAAAAUUUUACUUUAUAUGCCCUUCGUAAUGACGGUAAAUCACGUUUCUAAAAUACACCAUUGGCUAUAAAGCACUUUAGGCUGUCCUGAGAUUGUAAAAGGUGCUAAAGAAAUGCAAUUUUUUUUCUUUGGAGUGAGGAACAGAAUUGAAAUAUAUGUUGGAAGAAAGGGGAGGUUAUUUUUGAGAUCUCUGAAGAGUGAAGUGUUUCUGAACUUUAUGGUAAUGAUUUUAUGUCAAUAAAUUUGUUACUUUAAGUUUAGAAUGUUAGUUGUUUUCAAACAGAAACCAAGGACAAGAGUGUGAAAUGCUUAAUGUAGUUGAAUACUGAGCUUUACACAAUCUAUUAUGUAUGAAAAUUACAUUUUGAUAGAACAGUAUUUAUCUUUACAAGAUUGAUAGAAAUUGCUAAAGUUAGGAAUUCUAAAUAUUUCAUUUGGACAUUUACCUCACUAAAUGAAGCUUGCAAACGCAACAUGAAGUACUAUCAAUUAAACCUGAUAGUAAAGCAGAAAAAUAUCAAUACGUAAGAAAAUAAAGAUAACAAACCAAUUGUUUGAAAUUGUAAAUGACGUGCCAAAAAUAAUUUCCUAUUCUAUUCUUCAUAGGGGAAUUUAUGUGUUUAAACGGUAUCAAUUGCUUUUGCAGUUUAACUGUAUAAACUUCUUGGUUUCUUGUUUGCUUUUCAAUGUAUGUAAAAAUACGACUCUGAUUUUAACGUGAAGUAAUUUGUUUGUUAUCUGUACAUUAAACCAUUAAGUCAAUUGUGAAAUGAUGUGCUGACUUUUCAGGUGCCUUGCAUUUAUAAGAUCAUGCAUUUACAUAUAUAAGUCGUUUGUCCUUUUCUUGUUCUGUACACUGUUUUCCAACAUUUCCAAUGAAGCUUUUGUUCAAAACUUGAUUGCAGUAGGAAGUGCUUUAAGUGGUUGUCAUGUGACUUAUAAAGACUUCUGUUUCAUCCUUCAGAAUAGUCUGUUGUUUGCUGAUGUGACCAUGAAAAGAUUAAAAAUAUGCUUUGUGUUGUGA
This is a messenger RNA of Stegostoma tigrinum, 7561 nucleotides long. It is a transcript of the gene fam234a, whose product is annotated as family with sequence similarity 234 member A. The transcript is spliced from 12 exons. The record is from RefSeq and is a predicted model, not a curated record. Lineage: Eukaryota; Metazoa; Chordata; Chondrichthyes; Orectolobiformes; Stegostomatidae. Bases 201 to 1910 code for a protein of 569 amino acids.